CAAUGGUUGCGUCCCUUCCUGCGUCCCAUUAUUCAUAAUUUCUUGAAUAAUAUAACUAUGUUAAUUUAUCAAUUAAAUCCAGCGCGCCUCCAAUUGCAUCCAUGAGCGCCGUCACAAAGCUUCUUCGAGUGGAAGGAGCGAUCUUAAACAGACCCCUAAGAUGCCUCCGCCGACUUCAAACAUUCGAGUCUGCGUAGAGUGGUCACAAUCGACAGUUUUCGCAGGCGAGGAAGUCGGAUGCAACAUAACAUUUAAGAAUAUUGCCGCCAUACCAGGGAUCCAACGCAUACCGGCGAACCCCUCUGGAACCCACGGACCGUCUCCGCUAGGAGAACGGCACCGAAAGACAAAGACAACCACCUCCUCACAAAUAUCAGAUGGGCGGGGAAGAGCUAGCAAUGUCUCUAAUUCACUCUCCUUGCCCAACAAACGUGGGCAUCGUUCAGCAUUAUCUCUGAAUGUUCCAGCGCUAGGAAAUUUCCAACAGCCCGAUACACGUCCAGGAAACGACAAUAUCUCCGAGGCCGCCCCCCGAAGUAAAGGCCAUAGUCACCGACGAUCCGUUUCAAUCAUAUCCUUGGGAGCGAAUGAUACCGCCCGCAGUGAUAUCUUAGGCUCAAAUUCAAAUGAACCGCCCCGGGUUCCAUACAGGCGGCAUGGGAGGGCAGCCAGUCUGCAGAUUGUGCCUCGUCGGCCAUAUCCAAAUGGCAAUGGUCCCAAAUCAGCAUCAGCAUCAGCCCCGCCCCAUAGGUCGGCAACUCAGCCAUCACCGCUGUUCCAGAACCAUUCAUUAUCGGAUAUAUCGACUUUGCGAGGGGAACUUGAACCACAUAGAAAGUCUACCAACAGCUUGAACACCCUAACGUCUUCGAGCGCACCUGCUGCACAAAGAUUUAGGCCUGCCAGAAGACAAGCAUCUGCAUCACCUUCCCAACAAGGCUUUAAGUUUCCUAAUACUACGUUCCGAUUCCCGGCCACCAGUGGUCCAGGAGUUGAUGAACAGUCGCCGCUGGAAGCUACAGAGAAUGACCAGAAUGGGUCUAUUCAUAGCCCAAAGGCGUCCAAUAGCCUCCUUUACCCUCCAUCCAAAGAUGAUAUGCCUCCUGGACGGGACCCAACCACCCUCUCGGCUCGAAUUCUCUCGCCUAUGAACAACAACGGCGAGACACCCAGGAACAGUGGCGAGUUUUACUCUCUGAGUAACAAUUCAACCGAAACAUUAGCGUCCGAAUAUAUUGCUCCACGGGCAGGGCUCCUCGGAUCUCGUUCGGACCAUGCCCGCCAGGUUUCAGCAGUCUCUGACGUAAGCCAGUACCGGCCUACAGUGGAGAGUCUCAUGAUGGGUUAUGCACAAAUCCAAGGGUCUUUCACUCUUGAUGGCUCCUUGAUCGACCAGGAACCAUUUGAAGAAGUCAAGAGGAAAGGCGUCGUUGGUGGCCAAGGAGGUGGCGUGAUUGGCAUCGAAAAAAACAAGAGAGAAAGCGGUUUGCUCCGCGGAUUUGGCUGGGGCAAUAUCACCGAAUCUCUAGGUGGUCUCCUGGGUGGGAGCGACCUCAGUAGUAUCAGAGAUAUGCGAGGAAUAGCUAACUCACGACCGGUCCCUCUUUUGUCGACUCCUCAGUCCAUACUUUUUGUUGACUUGAGACUGGCGCCCGAGGAAUCAAAGUCUUUCCAGUACAAAUUCAAAUUGCCCAGAGGGCUACCGCCCACGCAUCGAGGAAGGGCCAUCAAAAUAUCUUACCAGCUAGUCCUCGGAACCCAAAGGCCCGGAGGUUCAAAAGAACAGCAAAUAAAGUCUGUGGAAGUGCCAUUUAGGGUACUUGGGAGUGUGAAUGAUCGUGGCGAACUCCUUGGUCACGAUCUCAUGUCACCAUAUAUAAUCUUAAAAGACCAAGCAUCUAUUCGGUCUAUUUUGGAUCGGGCAACUGGCACUGUGGAACAAUCAUCCAAAACACCGGUGUCAAAUAAGAAAGCCCAAUCGUCACACGAUGAAUUUCUCUCUUAUGUGGAUGACCUAUUAACAACGCCUAACCAGCAACCAGACCUUUCGCUCCUCUCUCCAACAGCAAAUUUGCAACGACGUCGACUCUCAAGUAUACCAGGACCUGCGUCAGCAAAAGAAGCUAUAGACAUGGCAAUACUACGAAGUAAUCUUGCAACGGACAUGCAGCAGAGUGCAAAUCGUUUCGAGAUCGCUCGCGGCGGGCAAAGGAUUGCGGUUGUCAUGCUUGCUCGACCAGCAUAUCGCCUUGGAGAAACCGUCACCGCUAUUAUUGAGUUCGCCGAUGCAGAAAUCGCAUGCUACGCCGUGCACGCGUCGCUAGAAUCAUCUGAAAAGGUAGAUCAGUCGAUAGCGUUGCGGUCAGAUGUCAGUAUAAACCGCGUCACCCGCAAAACGCACGCCUCGCACUCAGAAUCAGCAUUGUUUGCGAGAAGAAUCGUGUUCUCGCCAUCGAUACCCGUAGCUGCAACACCAAGCUUCAUCACCAGUGGCGUGUCCCUGGAUUGGAAGAUUCUAAUUGAGUUUGUAACUCCACGUGUCGAUCGCACAAGGGAGGGGAACCCUACCUACGACUCUGAAUUGCUUGAAGAGGUUUCGCGGGAUGAUCGUGGCGCUGUCUUAGCAGCAGCAGAAAUGUUAAACUGUGAGAGUUUUGAGAUUGCGGUGCCUCUGCGUGUUUAUGGCACGGUAAGUUCAAAUGACAAAGAGGGCGUGGAAGAGCAUAAGGUAUGAGGAUAACAGAUGGAGAUGUAGCGUAUGGAUAUCAUCAACCGGUCCCUAGAAUAGAGUAAUUAAUGCCUUCAAGGCGGAUUUGAUA
Molecule: messenger RNA, 2819 nt
Organism: Pseudogymnoascus destructans
Lineage: Eukaryota; Fungi; Ascomycota; Leotiomycetes; Thelebolales; Thelebolaceae
Exons: 1
Coding region: 161-2734 (857 amino acids)
Biological process (GO): retrograde transport, endosome to Golgi
Cellular component (GO): Golgi membrane; Ric1-Rgp1 guanyl-nucleotide exchange factor complex
Source: RefSeq, a predicted model, not a curated record